Paramecium sonneborni is the source of this 147-nucleotide messenger RNA. Lineage: Eukaryota; Ciliophora; Oligohymenophorea; Peniculida; Parameciidae. The record is from the annotation of a GenBank genome assembly.
AUGGCAGAUUAAAGUAAUAGAUCUAAAUAGUCUGGAUAAAUUAGAUUUAUUAGAUAUCAGAAUAUGUAUAAAUUUGGAAUACAAAUCAGAGAAGAUUUAAAUCUUAUAAUUAGCUUAUAAGAUAGAGACAAGAUCAAUAAAUAAUGA